AUGAAAAUUAAUACACUUAUUAUGAAUAGGUAACUUUAAUUAUCUUUUCUUACGUGAUAUAAAAAGAAAAAAGAAAAAAAUACUGUUAGAAAAAAAAAAUUCUUCAAAAAGUUAAAAGGGAGAGUACAACAGAGUAGACUAAAGCUCUUGCUGUGGGUCAAUAUUUUCAGAAUCCAAAACUUGCUGAUCGUAUAUUUGCAACUUUUACCGGCUCAGUAUACGAAAUUAAAUGGUCUUCAAAAUUGAGAUACCAAACACUUAAUCAAAACAAAAAAGAAACAGCCCGUGCGCCAAGCCGUUUUUAUGUAUAUAAACAAACUGUAUUCACUAGACAACAGUACCAAAUUGCCAGCUUUCAGAGUUUCAGUCGUCCAAGAAUCCCUUGUGCAAAGAGGAUUCAUUUUUUUUCUUCCUUUUUCUACCCAACAAACCGUCCUAAUCGCAACUCCCAUUGUGCAUUGUUUAUGCCCUUUUGAUUCGACACAUCCCAAUAUAUACUCUCCUACUUCUAAUCAACUUCUUCAAGGAAAAAAUAAACUCAUCUCCUCUUUUAUUUGAAACAUCCCACUGCACUCAUCUAUAUAUAUAGAGUCAAAUACCCAUCUCACCUUCAAGAAAACUAACAAAAAUUACAGUUUUUUUUAUUUUAUUUUUUGGGUGGCCAUGGAAAGAUCCAACAGUGUCAACAGAAACAAAAAGAAAGAUGACGACACCCAAAUACAAGAAGAAGCUUUAGAUUCUGUAGAAAAGAUUUUUGAGUCGAAAGAAGUGCCACCAUGGCGGAACCAGUUAACUCUAAGGGCUUUUUGUGUGAGUUUCAUAUUGGGUAUACUUUUCACAUUCAUUGUCAUGAAACUGAGUCUUACAACUGGUAUUAUCCCUUCGCUCAAUGUUUCUGCUGGACUUUUGGGCUUCUUUUUCGUCAAGACGUGGACUAAACUUCUUGAGAAAUCUGGGUAUCUCAAGCAACCUUUCACUCGUCAAGAAAAUACCGUCAUUCAGACCUCUGUUGUUGCGACGUCCGGCAUUGCAUUUAGCGGAGGUUUUGGAAGCUAUCUGUUUGCCAUGAGUGAAGUUGCUGCCAAACAGUCAACUGAAGCUAAUAAUGCAUUUAAUAUUAAGAACCCCUCUUUGGGAUGGAUCAUAGCAUUUCUGUUCGUUGUGAGCUUUCUUGGGCUUUUCUCAGUGGUUCCUCUUCGUAAGAUUAUGAUCGUAGACUUCAAACUGACUUAUCCAAGCGGCACUGCAACUGCUCACCUGAUCAAUAGUUUCCAUACCCCACAAGGAGCUAAGCUAGCAAAGAAACAAGUGAAAACUCUGGCGAAGUUCUUCUCCUUCAGCUUCUUAUGGGGUUUCUUCCAAUGGUUUUUCACUGCUGGGGAUGAUUGUGGAUUUGCGAGUUUUCCCACGUUUGGUCUCAAAGCAUACGAAAACAAGUUUUACUUUGACUUCUCGGCAACAUAUGUUGGAGUAGGGAUGAUAUGCCCUUAUCUCAUCAACAUAUCUUUGCUACUUGGAUCUAUCCUUUCAUGGGGUAUAAUGUGGCCUCUGAUUCAGGAAAGAAAGGGACAUUGGUUCCCUGCAGAUCAAAGUCCCAGCAGCCUUCAUGGUUUGCAGGGGUAUAAGGUUUUCAUAGCAAUAGCCAUGAUCCUUGGUGAUGGUCUCUACAAUUUCUGCAAGGUAUUUGGACGAACGUUGUAUGGUUUGUAUUUGCAGUUCCGCAGUAAAAAUGAAGGGGCAGUCCUGCCAGUUGGUGGUCGUCCAUCUCCUCCAGAGACUUCCAUGUCUUUUGAUGACCAGCGACGAACAGAGCUUUUCGUCAAGGAUCAAAUUCCAAUAUGGGUGUCCAUAGUUGGUUAUGUUGUUAUUGCAAUCGUUUCUACUAUAACACUUCCAUACAUUUUCCAUCAACUUAAGUGGUACCAUAUCAUCGUGAUUUAUAUCUUUGCUCCGGUCUUAGCCUUCUGUAAUGCUUAUGGUUGUGGUCUCACUGACUGGUCUUUGGCAUCGACCUACGGAAAGCUGGCAAUCUUUACAAUUGGUGCAUGGGCUGGGGCUUCUCAUGGAGGGGUUCUUGCUGGACUAGCUGCAUGUGGUGUCAUGAUGAACAUAGUCUCAACUGCAUCUGACCUAACACAGGACUUUAAGACUGGUUAUAUGACACUGGCUUCCCCACGGUCCAUGUUUGUAAGUCAGAUUAUUGGCACAGCAAUGGGUUGUCUCAUAUCCCCAUGUGUAUUUUGGCUUUUCUACAAGGCAUUCCCCGACUUAGGUACCCAAGGUUCAGCAUACCCUGCCCCUUAUGCUCUGGUGUAUCGUAACAUGUCUAUCAUUGGAGUGGAAGGUUUCUCAGCUCUUCCGAAGAAUUGCCUCACCCUUUGCUGCAUAUUCUUCGUAGGAGCUAUCGUGAUCAAUGCCAUCAGAGAUCUUGUGGGAAAGAACAAGGCGAAGUACAUUCCUCUCCCAAUGGCGAUGGCCAUUCCCUUCUAUCUUGGCUCCUACUUUGCUAUUGAUAUGUGCCUCGGGAGCUUGAUAUUGUUCGUCUGGACAAAGAUUAACAAGACCAAGGCUGAGGCAUUUGGACCUGCCGUGGCUUCUGGUCUGAUUUGCGGUGAUGGGAUCUGGACCUUACCCAGUUCAAUACUGGCUUUGGUAGGAGUGAAACCACCCAUUUGCAUGAAGUUUCUGUCUAGGAAUGCUAACACUAGGGUCGAUGGUUUCUUAAAUUCUUGAACUCCCUUCUAGUAGUAGGUGUUUAUGAUUCUCUUUUGUUCUGUCAAGUAUUGUCUCCUUUCAACAGAAAUUGUUUUGUGUACAUAUAGACUACUACAGUUGUCAAAAAUCAUUUCAGCUCAAUUGGAACAGGAAUUGCUAAUUUGAUAUCUGAGUUAAUGUACAAGCACAGAAAGCUUCUUCUUCCUUUUA
Molecule: messenger RNA, 2925 nt
Organism: Capsicum annuum
Lineage: Eukaryota; Viridiplantae; Streptophyta; Magnoliopsida; Solanales; Solanaceae
Product: probable metal-nicotianamine transporter YSL7
Exons: 6
Coding region: 664-2733 (689 amino acids)
Cellular component (GO): membrane
Molecular function (GO): oligopeptide transmembrane transporter activity
Source: RefSeq, a predicted model, not a curated record